This is a messenger RNA of Carlito syrichta (Philippine tarsier), 516 nucleotides long. RefSeq lists its product as uncharacterized. The coding region runs from base 1 to 516 and encodes 171 amino acids. The record is from RefSeq and is a predicted model, not a curated record. NCBI's taxonomy places the organism in Eukaryota, Metazoa, Chordata, Mammalia, Primates, Tarsiidae. The transcript has 2 exons.
AUGUGCCGGCUGUACAGGACCAUGUUGCUUCUUCCAUUGUCUAGCACAAAGGAUUUUGUCAUCAUCACUGGACCCCAGGGAGAGGGGUGGGGCCUGGCAGGGCGCCAGCGACCGCGAGGACCAGAGCCCUGUCGGGGAAGGAGGGCGUCCGCCUUGCAGAGCAGUUCUGAUCUACUACCACUGAGCCGGCCUCCUGCCCGUAUUUCCCCGCGUCCAUCUCUCUUUAUCCCGCGGUCGGUGGGACCGCGGAACCUGCUGUUGUCUUUGGGCUCUGGGCACUGUAGGGGAGGCGACAUCAGGCCUAUGGCGGCGGCGGCGAGGUCGGCCUUGUCGGUCCUGGCGAUGCGGUUGUCGCGCUGCGGGCUGGCUCGAGACUCGUCCAGCCCCUUCUCCAAGGCGCUCACGCGCACGCUGCUCACCUUCUUCGACCUGGCCUGGCGCCUGCGUAUGAACUUUCCCUACUUCUACUUCGCGGCCUCAGUGAUGCUGAACCUCCGCCUGCAGGUAUAUGUUUAG